UAUUUAAUUUUAAACCAAGGGUAUUAGGGAUAUUUUACCCUUUAAUGAAUGUCAUUUUUGUGAUUUUCUUUUUCUAGUGCCAUUUUUGAGACAAAAACUCAAAAGGUGCUAUUAUUGACAAUUGCCCAAAACAAAAACUCAUAUACUUGCAGAAAUUUUUAAAAAUGUUAAUUUUAAAAUUUUAAAUUGCUAAUUUUUAGAUAAUGCUAUAAAACAAUUUAUUUUUAUUUUUAAUGGUAAAAUCUCCAACUAUGUUUAUUUAAUGUAAAAUCCUAAAUUAAAUAUUUACCGGUAGUAUUGAUAAUUAUGACCGGUGAUGGUUUAAUUCAUUAAAUAAAAUUAGUUUAAUGGUUUUUUCGUUAAAUACUUUGUUUGAGUGUUUUUGCCCAAAGUUGAGGUGUUUUUAUGUUAAAAAUCCUUGUAUUUACAUAUAUCCUGAUUGUUUUGGGUGGAUUUUAGUUUUUAGUUUUUGAAUUUUGAAUUUUGUUUUUUAAGUUUUAAUUUUUUUGUUGAUUUUUGGUAAUUUUUAAUUUCUAUUUUUUAUUUUUGUUUUUAAUUUUGCAUUUAAAUUGAAUAAAAUAAAAAUUAUUGUUAAUGAUAAAAAGAAUUAUUUUGAAACUAGUAAAAAUAUAAAAUGAAACAAUAAUAUAGACAUAAUUUUGUAAUAUAGACAGAAUUAUCAAUAAAUUCAAUUUUUUUUACAUAAGUUAUUUAGUAUUAUGAAAAUAAAUAAAUAAAUAAUGUGAAUCCAAACUUCUAAGAUCAUAUGCUAUGUUGGUGAUAGAUUUUACCAAAAAAAGUAUGUUCCAAAAUAGACGGGAGGAACCACAUUUGUCAAAAAGUGAAAUUACAACAUGAUGCACAUAGAUAUAGUUGGCCGUUGUGUUAGACCUCAGCUACAAUAACUUCACCGAGAUGUUCCCUCUACUAUAGUCUAUAGUGACUUUAGCAAAGCUAGAAACUCUUGAUCUGUCUCACAAUCAGCUCACCGGUGAAGUUCCUGGUGUUGUUGGGUAUAUGAAGAGCUUGGGGUAUCUCAACCUCUCUUUCAACAACUUUCAAGACAAACUCAAGAAACAGUUCUCAAGAUGGCCAGCUGAUUCCUUUAUAGGCAACACAGACAACAAGCAGUAGCAAUGUCUUAGUCCAAGAUCAGUUGUUACAAUCUCAGCGUUAGCAGCCAUUGCUUUAAUGAUACUUGUGAUCGCUCUCUUCUUCAAACAAAGGCAUGAUUUUUUCAAGAAAGUGAGAGAUGGGAAAAAAUUGUGCACUGAAAACAUUAGAUUCCAAAGUUUACUGAGCACAAUAUUGAAAACGUAAGAAAAUUUAACAGUGGUUGAUGAUAAAAUUACAAAGUGCCAAAUUUUAAGUGGAUAUCUUAUAUAUUUGAGCAACAAUCACUUAUGUGUUGGUAUUUAUUUACCAAAAUUUAGCUAAAUUUGUUUUUUAAAAUGACACACAGCACGCCAAGACUAAAUUUUCAGUUAAUAUGUGUUUAACUUUCUAUGACACUUAAGUCAAAGACUAUAAUUACCUUACAUAAUAAGUUAUAUGAAAUAGAUGACAAUAUAGUCAUACUGAGUUACCAUAAAUCAUUAUAGUAUACAAUUGGAAACGUAUUUGAUAUUAUUCAUAAGACAUGUCAAAGACUAUUUAUUUAUUCCAUACUGAGUUACCAUAAAUCAUUAUAGUAUACAAUUGGAAACGUUUUUGAUAUUAUUCAUAAACUUAGAAAAACAAAAUAGUUUUAUUGUAGAUUCAUAUGAUAAUGGGAUCAUGUUUUGUUACAUGUAAUUAAUACAUGAGUUGGGGAAAAAAGUUGGGAAAAAACGUUUUUAGGUAACACUAAAUUAUAAAACAUGAUAAUUCAAUUACACUGAUCCUUGAAGUAUCCAGAUUCAUGUCUAGCUAAACUAAAUAAAAAGUGUUCAAGUCAAGUCGGUAAAUACAUGUAUCAAUUGAAGAAAAGAUACUCUUUUAGAUAACACUAAAUUCAAAAACAUGAUAAUUUAAUACCACUGAUCUUUGUAGUAUAUCCAGAUUCAUGUCUAGCUAAAUCCACUGAUUAAAUAAAAAGUGUUCAAGUCAAGUCACUCUAAUGUUACCGGUAAGUUUGAAUAAAACAAAGGUAAUACAUGUAUCAAUUAAACUAGUCAACUCCAAUUUAGAGAAUGCUAUAAGUGUGCUCUCCCUCUUUCUUUGACACUGUCUGAAAACUUUUAUUUUUAGUUUUAAAAGUUACAACUUAAAUAUACAAGAAUCAACUCAUCUAUAUUUGGAAUUUUUUCAUUAUACAAAUUACAAAAGGUAGGAUUAUUUACCUAAAUAAUAUUUGUGGAUGAAAGUAACAACAAAUCUAUUAAAAAUCAAACAGAGAGAAAAACAGCACAUACUUUUAUUUUUUCUUCUUGCCUUUCUUCUCCAUUGAUCUGUUUUGGCCUCUGUCUCUUCGUUUUCCCCUGUUCUGUCUCUUUGCUUUCUUCUUGUCCAUCAAAACUUUGUCCUCCUUGUUCGAAAAAUUUCCAUCAUUGAUGCUCUUGUUCUUGUUCUUCUUCUUCUCUAGAAGAGGUCAAGAAAUAAGAAAUUAUAGACAAAGAUCCGAUUAAAUAGGAUUUGUGUUCUUGAUUUUGGUGUUGCAAUAAAAAUGGCGUCAUGAUGACAUCUGACGUAGAAACGUCUCAGGCUUUUAAUUACGUAUUAAGCCCCCACGAGAGAUGCAUCCGAGGAGACAACAACAACAAUAAGAAGACCAAGAACAACAACAGCAACAACAACAAUGUCCGAAACAUACACGUCGCCUUCGAGAAGAAUCUCAAUGUUUUUGUCAGAGAUCAUCUCGAUAACGUUACCGUUGCCUCCGGUGAGAAUGGUGAUGAAUCCACCAAAGCGGUUCCUGAAUGUUCUUCCAACAAAUCCUCUGUUUUGAAAACAGAGGAACCUCGGUUAUCAUCGUCCUCUAUAGGAUCCGACCCGGAUCCGAAUUUACCUCAUCCGGGUCAACAAGAUAAGAACACGUCAAGGAAAGAAACCAUGCCGGCUUCUUCUCUGGUUCAGAUAUGGGAGGCAAGGACAACGAGCUCGAACCAAAACCAAACACAAACCGAUAGCAGAACGAGUUCUUCAGGAUCAAACGUGUUAGAGAACUCAGAGUCUCUUAUUGAGGAACCAGUCAAAGAAUAUGAACCAAUACAGCCAGUUCAAGAAGGAAAAAAUGAAGAACAUAAAGAGGAAGAGAUUGAAUCUGACUCACAAUCUGUUUCUGGUGAGAAGGAAAGAGAAGGCGUAAGAGUUAUGGAUAUAAUCAGGAAACUAAGCAGCGACACGGAAACAACAACGGGUAAUAACGACAAUGGAAGCAGCAGUAACGAGAACGGCAAAGAAGUUCAGACAACAACAACAGAAACAAGAACUUUUCCUCAGGUUUCUUGUUCCCCAAGAAUAAGAGGGAGACAAGCAUUUGCUGAUUUAUUGAUUCAGAUGAUGCGUGAUCGUGAAAAGGAGCUGGCUAGUUUGUUAGAUCGCCAUUGUGUUUCAAAGUUCACGCACCGGGGAAGGAUUCAGUCGACGCUUAGGAUUCGGUGUUACGAAAGGUGCAUUGCGAUUCAAGAUAAGUAUCGGUCUAAGUCAUGGGCACCAGGAUCUGAUUUAAACCGGGCAGGAGGAUCUGAUUUAAACCGGUCACCACGAGGGUCUGGUGUGAUGCAUCUUCUCAAGGAGAAAAAUAAGACAAAUUCUGAUAACAUUUCUAGUUCUGUCUCUUCUCGGUCUAGGGUGAUGGAGAAAGAUCCUCAGAAGUCUUUGGAGAAGAAAGCUGUGGAGGAAAUAAUGGAGAAGAUUGAUGUCAAGGAGGUUCGAGAAGUGGUUUCUGCGGUGGAAACCGCGAAGAAAGCUGUCCUGAGUGAACUUGUAGAGAACAAGAAUGGUUCAAAGAAAUCCACUGGAGAAACUAUUAAGAAGGAAAGUGCAGAAAGGAAAGGCGAAAAGCGAGAAACAAUGGCUCAAGAAGUGGUUUCUGCUGUGGAAACCGCAAAGAAAGCUGUCUUGAGUGAAAUUGUAGAAAACAAGAAUGGUUUAAAGAAACCAACAGGAGAAACUAUUAAAAAGGAAGUUGCAGAAAGGAGAGGCGAAAAGCGCGAAACAAUGGAGAAACCUGUUGCUAAAGAAGGUCUUGAAAGGAGAGGCGAAAAGCGAGAAACAAUGGAGAAACCUGUUGCUAGAGAAGGUCAUAAAGGGAGAGGCGAUAAGGAGACGGUCAAGAAAGCUGUUUUGAGUGAAAGUGCAGAGGGUAAGAGUGGUUUAAAGAAACCUAUAGGGGAAACCCUUCAGAAAGAAACUACAGAAGGGAGAGGAGAUAAAGGAGAAACAAAGGAGAAAGCUAUUGCUAAAGAAAAUGUGCAAGGGAAUGUUUUGGUUGGAAUAGCUGAGAAGGUGAACCGAUGGAACUCAGAGGAGAAACUGAAUAGGAGUAGAUGGACAGAGAAAGGUAAAACUGAGACCAAAGCUAAUACUGAGAGAGUUGAUAAAAAUGAUGUAUUAGAAGAUGCUAAAAGAACCAAUAAUGUCCAAAGUGGGGAAAAAAGCAAUACUACUUGUGAGUUUCCUGAGAAAGAAGUAAGAAGAAAGGAAAAGGAAGAUUGUGUUUCUGUAGAAACUAAGUCCAUAGAGAUUGGAGAUCCUCAACAAGGGACUGCACAAGAAGAGGAAAAGGUUGUCCAGGAGACAACAACCAGAAACAAUAAAAAUGGUUUAAAGAAACCUACUGAGAAGGAAAGUAAAGAAGGGAGAGAAAUGGAGGAAAGUGUAGAAGGAAACACAUUUAUGGGAAUAGCUGAGAAGGUGAAAAUGUGGAACUCCAAGUACAAAAAGAGUAGGAGAAGAUAUUCUAUGGACAGAGGUAAAGGCAAAACAGGCAAACCUAAUACCGAGAGAAAUGAAGUGUUGCAAGAAGCUUCAAGGAGAAUCAUUAAUCUCAAAACUGAGGAGAGAAGUAUUACUACUUCAAAGGAGAAAGUUGUUGGUACACAAGAGAUUAAGGAUAAAAGAGAGAGUAGUAGAGAAAUAAUGCAGUGUGAACCUGAAGAGAAAGGAAGAAGAAUGAAAGAGGAAGAGCUUUGUUCUGAAGAAGCCAAGUCCAAAGAUAUCACUGAGGUGAAAAUCAUGAGUUCUCAAGAAGUUAUUAUACCAGCAAAAGAAUCUGCAUGUCAUGGCUCUCCAGAGAGAGGUAAAGAGCUAAGUGCUUCACUACAAGGUGAAGAAAUGUUUAUUCUGCAAAACCUAGAAGACAAGUCUACUAAAGAGACUGAUGGAAACAAUUUUCAAGAAAAUAUAAUUGAAGAAGACUCUAGAGAGAAGGCUAAAGAGAAGAAUGCUUCACAACAGGAUGAAGAGGUGAAAGAAGUAGCAAUAGAGUUUGCAAAUGAUUGGGAUGAAAAAGAAGAUGAUGAUGAUGAUGAUGAUGACUAUGAAGAUUAUGGAGAUUUUGAUGAUUACAUUGGAGAAAUCUCAACUGAUUGGAUCUACGAUGUGUCGAGGCCUCGAAGUUACUGGGAAGAGUUAAGGAAAGAAAGGUACCUUGAGGUUCUCAACACUGAAUCUGAUAAAAAGGACAUAUGUAACCUUAUCCAGAGCCGAACAGUUUCCAACUUCUUGACGAGUGACUUGCGACAAAAAAUCGAUAAUUUGAUGACAAGUCUCGUGCAGAAUCACCUAGGCGUACCAAUCAAUCAAGAAGAAGACGAAGAAGAAGAAAAAGAAGAGUGGGUUGAAGAGUGCUCAGCAAGGAACCAAGAAUAUAAUGAAACAGAGGAAGAACCAGAGAAGACAAAUCUUGAAGCUGCAAGCGACACAAUUCUUGAAGCUGAUCAUGACGCUUGCAGCCAAUCAUCAGAAAGGAGUAGCACGUUGAUGAUUUCGUGGAGUUUCAGGGAUCAAGAUAUCGACAAGGAUAACGAACCCACAGCGUCUUUAUCUCUCCCUGAGCCUUCUUCUGCCACAAGUCAAACUACACAGGAAAUGCAGAUGAUAAGUGAUCUCAGGGAACAAAUGGAGCAGCUUCAACGAGAAAUGCUAGAACUGCGAAACACUGUUAAAUCUUGCACUGAUAUGCAACUUCAUUUCCAGAAAUCUUCAACUCAAGAUUCUUGUCGCUCUGGCUCCUCUGCGGAACAAGGAGUAGAAACUAAGAAUCCGUUAAAACGCAAGUGUUGCGUUUGCUCUGAGAUGCCUGUUGAGUCACUUCUGUAUAGGUGUGGACAUAUGUGCACGUGUCUAAAAUGUGCUCAUGAGUUGCAAUGGAGCAGUAAGAAAUGUCCGAUUUGCAUGGCUCCAAUCGUCGAUGUUGUGAGAGCUUUUCUUGAUGCUUAGGAUUUUAAAAAAGAAGAACAAUAUUAAUUUAUCUGUUAGUUUGGAAUCUGAUACAUCUGAUUAUACCUGAUAACAUUUGUUUGCCUUGUUGUUCUGCCAUGUUGAGAUCAUUACAAUAAAAAGUUCCGAUAUACUCCUCAUAUCAUAUGGCUUGUGCGUGGGACAAUUCAAAAGUUAGAAAACUCCCAUUGCGAAUACUUUGCAUUAGGCCUAUAUUUCCAUAUCAUUUGGCCAAUUAAACAAAUCCAAAAUGAGUGGAAUAUUAGCAAUCGUGCAGACAACUUAGGUUAUACUGAACCCAAUGAUAAAAUAACUUCUUGGAUGUAUGGAUCUAAUAUUAAUAAACAAGUAUUUUCUUAUAUUGAACAUUAGAUAUGAUCAAAGGAAUUUCAAGACUACUAGUUAUGAAAAAGAAGGCAAGUAAAUCCAAAAACUUUAUAAUAUGAUCAAGUGGACUACACAUUCUACAUGUAGAGACAACUCAGACAAGACUACAUCUAGCUUAGCCAAUAUUUAGGUUAGCCAAAAGCUGAGAGCUAGAUGCUGCCUCAGCUUAGCUUAACUUUUUUAAACAAUAAUGUGGCCAAAAUCAACUAUCUUGGAGAUGUCUCCAAUGUCUUCUACAUGUUAAAUAAUUAAAUCUAUCAGAUGUGUUAAAGACUCAAAGCUAUAUAUUGAUGGACAACCCAUUUAUGGGCUUCAAUGAUACUUGGUCUUUUGCCUAUGGCUAAUUUUAGGCCUACGUGGCCUUAUCAUAUUAAGACCCAAUGAGUAGGAGAUGUCUUGACUGAAACGUUGGAGAGAAGCCGAGACGUCACGCUGCCCUGGCCGACAGGUGGGUACUGGAGACAACGCCAGGUCUCCCACAGAUGUUGGAAUCCUGUAAACGAAUUAACGAAACUGCGUAACGGAAAAGUACACAAAAAAUUACGGUAAGAAAACGCGGUCGCGAUUCAUUCUCUAUUUCAAAUGUCACAUUGUCACCCCUGAAUAUUCGUAUACAAAAGUUAAGAAAUUUUAACCGGUUUAACUAAAACUAUAUGAUUCAUUUGAGAAGGCUGUAUGCCAUCAGCUUUUUAAUGCUUGUUGGAUAUAUAUUGGCCAGUAAUAACAUGUAUACAAAAUAUUUUUGUCGUUAAUAAUGCAGAUGAAUUUGGCGUUUAGCACAUAAAAACUGUUUGUUUUCUUCAGAUGCAUUAUUAAUUAUCAUGUAAACAAUUUUCGAUUAGUUGGUAAUCAUCUUUAAUUUUUCUUUUCUUUAUGACCUUUCCUUCCCUUCCCUUCACUUUACAGUUUCCAUUAUGACGUCUGCAAGUCAAAAUAGUACAAAAAUAGGUAAUGUGAUUACUCAGAGAGACCUUUAAAGAGGCUUUUAUUACAAAUACAAAUAAUGUCGCCAAAACCUAACACUUAUUUAAAUAAAUAUUCUACCUAGCCAAACGAAGAAAUCUAUUUUCCUUAUAAAAAUAAUAAUUAUUAUAUUUUAUCUGUUUAUAAAAAAAAUAAAAUUACGCAAAAGCACACCAUUUAUACACAAUUCUGUUUAAUUUAUAUUACAUUUUUCUUAAAAACGAAAUUAACUAAUAAAACACUCCUAGCUAAAUGAACAAAAAAAAAGACUUCUGGCUAAUAGCUACCCCUGCAUAGCAUGAUUUGCCCAAGUAGUGAUGGAUUCAAUGUGUCUAAUUCCAGUAUAUCUUUUUUUAUAAGUUGUUUUCAUUAGACCCUUCUUUAUGUACUAGAUAUACAAAGAUUAGCAAAAGAAAAGAAACAUCACUUACUAAAAUAAAAUAGCAUAUUCAGGAAAUAUCACGGAAAUAGCAUUUUUUUAAAAAAAAUAUAAUGAAUAUAAA
This is a messenger RNA of Brassica rapa (field mustard), 8216 nucleotides long. RefSeq names its product transcriptional regulator ATRX. NCBI's taxonomy places the organism in Eukaryota, Viridiplantae, Streptophyta, Magnoliopsida, Brassicales, Brassicaceae. The record is from RefSeq and is a predicted model, not a curated record.